UGAGAUGUACUUCAAAUCACACUACUCUGCUGCCACAAGUGGAGUCCAUAAAAACUUCAGAGAAGGUUUACUAUUCAGAGAUCUGCAUCGGGGAAUCGGUAAAAUCAUAUCAACCAUGAAACUUCGAUAUGCCAUGGUUUGUUCGUCGAAUCAGAACCGUAGCAUGGAGGCUCAUUCCCUCCUCAAACGAGAGGGCUUCGAUGUGUCAUCGUAUGGAACUGGGCAACACGUUAAGCUUCCUGGUCCUUCCCUCAGAGAACCCAACGUCUACGACUUCGGUACUCCUUACAAGCAUAUGUUCGAUGACCUCAGGCGCAAAGAUCCUGAGUUAUACAAGCGUAAUGGGAUAUUGCCAAUGCUUAAAAGGAAUAUUUCUGUCAAAUCAGCACCUCAGAGGUGGCAAGAGAAUGCAGCUGAUGGUUCUUUUGAUGUGGUGUUUACAUUUGAAGAAAAAGUGUUUGAUAUGGUUCUUGAAGGGUACUCUGAGUCUCAAAAGAGUAUUAUUCUCAAGUUCGGGGGGUUUGUGAGGAAUUGAAGAUCUACCACCCAUUCAAUACUGAUGCGGCAGUUCUAUAGAAGCAGCGUGAGGAUUUGGAUGAUGUUCGUUUUCUGGGAUAGUCUUCGGGGUGGCCGUGGCAAUCGCGGUGGUUGGGGAGGCCGUAUUGGAGGUUGUACUAGUCCUUGUUCUUGUACUCAUUGUGGUCGUGGGGUUCACACUGUUGAUUAUUGUUGGGAUUUACAUGACAAACCUUGUGGUGCUGCUAAUCAGGAUCUCCAAAUGAAGAAUAAGAUUGGUACGGGACAUGAAGUUGGUGGUAGCUAUACUUUGACUUUCAUCUACCUCCUUGGGCACUUUAGAGCUUGUCAUCUCCUUUUCAGUAGCAUUGUCGUCUUGGGAUCCCUCCCUCCAGAAUAUGAAGCGUUAAGUUUUCAGCCUUAGUUAUGUGUUGUCUAUGUCUUGUAAAGCUUGUCAACUUAGUAAGUAUCACUGUGUGCCGUUUCAAUCUAAAGUUAAUAAUCGUGUGUCUAGUCCGUUUGAGUUGGUACAUUCUAAUAUAUGGGGUUCAGUAAAAAAUAUUUUAUCUAAUAAGUUUUCUUAUUUUGUG
Messenger RNA from Ilex paraguariensis (yerba mate), 1106 nucleotides. The record is from the annotation of a GenBank genome assembly. NCBI's taxonomy places the organism in Eukaryota, Viridiplantae, Streptophyta, Magnoliopsida, Aquifoliales, Aquifoliaceae.